AUGAGUAGUUCGUCAUCAUCAUCGUCAUUAUUUCACUGUCUUAUUUGUAUUCUCUGCGGAUUUUGUUUGGCAUUCAUUCUCAUCCUUACAACAGUUAUCAUCUAUAAUAUGAACAGUAGAAAUGUUUCGUUUACAUCGAAAUCUCAUUCAAAUCAUGAUAUUGUGCCAAUAGCACGAAAACGUCAGUUGCAAGAUUUCGUUAAUGUAAACAUCGAUCCUUGUGAAAACUUCUAUGAUUUCGUUUGUGAUAAAUGGACACAAGAGAGAAAACGAGACAAAUAUCAUGAUGAUCUUGAUGAUGAAGAUACGUCGAAACAUCAAUGGACACGUAUUCGACAUCAAAUACAUGACAAACUUAUGAUUAAUAUCACGACUGAUCAAUCAAAAUCCAAUCAAAACAAUGUUUCAGCAACAGUUUUAACUCUGUAUCAAUUAUGUGAAACACAGCCUCCUUCUUCGUUACUCGACGAAGUCGAGCGUUAUUUUGCUCUACUUAUUCAACAGGAACCUUAUCGAUCCUAUUCGACUCUUUUUAAUCAAACACCAGCAAUUGAAUCUCCGACUCCACCCGUUUACUUCCAAUAUAAUCCAUUUUUUAAACUGACUCCUUCAUCAUUGAACCAUCUCAAUCAUUCAUUUACCAACAUCCACAGAAUAAAUUAUCGCUCAUUACCAUCACCUUUACUUGUUCUUCCUAAUUCGAAUGUUUUGAAUCAAACAGCCCUGGCGGAUCUGAUCACAUUCGAUCAUGACUAUCAAACAUUUUUACAAGAGGCCAAUGAGACCGUUCAGUUCUACGAACAAGAAUACAAUCAGAACUCUCUGAUCAUCAAACGCAUAUUUCUAUUCGCUGAUUAUCAUUUGUGUCUUUCAUCAUUGAAUGAAACAAGUGGUUUAAAAAACUUGAUUCAAUUAUUAAACUAUUUCCUUCAGACACGUUUACAUAAGUUUAAUACAAGAAUGGUUGAUAAACAAAUUCGUAUUCUCGACAAAAUUACCAACAACCACACACUUGUCGAACAUCUUCGACGUAUUCGAUUAGAAUUCAAACUUCUCGAAGAAAUCAUCCCACUCGAAGAUCAAUCCAAUGACGAUAACUGCUCAUGCAUCAUCCAUCUACUCGAUCAAUUGCUUGACAGACGUAUGACAAUCUCCGACCUCUCCCCAAACAUAGAUUUCUUCUCCGAAAACUCAACUUUGAAAUAUUACAUGUCAAACGAUUGGCCUUAUAUAAUGAUGUUAUAUGAUCGUUUACUGAAACCUGCCCCACUGCAUAUACUUGUUAAUUUUGUCUUCUUUGAUUACUAUCGUCAUUUGAUUUAUCCAUAUUAUCAACCACAUAUUCACCGUUCGAUUGAAUAUAAAAACGAAUCUUUAACUCAAACGAAUCUGUCCUGUUCGAUAAACAAUUGUUUCGAUAUAUUGAACUGUUAUCAUCCAUCGUUAAUGAUUCAGACGCUAGUCGAACAAAGCCAGAUUUCUGUUGAAUCAAUAAGGAUUAUUGUGGAGAAUCUGAUUAAUCGUUUUCGAUUGAUUAUCGAACAAUCAGAUCAUUUGUAUAUGCAAGAAAAAACGGUUUUAAUAGAUCAAUUAAACCAAAUCAAAGUCAGCAUUGGACAUCCAUCGUUAUCUCUUACAACUCUUCCUAGUCUUCAUUCAUUGUCUUAUCUCGAUUACGUGCAAUUAUUUGCAUCGAUGUCCUCGGAUCAUCAAGCUUAUCUAUAUUCGACAGAACCAAUCUAUAAUCCGAUGAAUCAUACCUUGAUUCUUCCAUAUGGCUUUAUUUACCUAUCAAAUCACUCGAUUGAAUAUCCGUUAGUCAAGUUUCUGCUCAAACUUCUUUCUCAAACGAUUCAGUCGAAUCCUUUCUAUAUCGAAUGUUUGAUCAAAUCGUUCGAUGAUUCAAACUCGACAACAGUGGAUACAAAUGAUGAACAUAUAACUUAUCUCUUAUUUCGCACAUCCUUUUUAUAUGAUCACAAGAUUAUUUUCGACGAAUAUCUCUGGCCAUUUAUGAGUGCCAAUUCUUUGAUAAAACGCUUUCUCAUUGAUUACACUGCUAAUAAUUACUGUCAAAAUUCAAAUGCUUAUCAAUUGUUUCUCAACAAUACCUAUCUGUACGACGAUAUUUCGUUAGUAUUUCAUUGUUCUCAAGCAAGUUCUAUCAAACAAUCGAAAUGUAGCGUUAUUUAA
Molecule: messenger RNA, 2193 nt
Organism: Adineta ricciae
Lineage: Eukaryota; Metazoa; Rotifera; Eurotatoria; Adinetida; Adinetidae
Source: the annotation of a GenBank genome assembly